Messenger RNA from Plasmodium berghei ANKA, 2484 nucleotides. RefSeq names its product duffy-binding protein. The transcript is spliced from 5 exons. The record is from RefSeq and is a predicted model, not a curated record. Bases 1 to 2484 code for a protein of 827 amino acids. Gene Ontology annotation, molecular function: host cell surface receptor binding. Lineage: Eukaryota; Apicomplexa; Aconoidasida; Haemosporida; Plasmodiidae. Gene Ontology annotation, cellular component: membrane.
AUGAAAAAAACAAUAACUUAUUUUUCUUUUGCACUGGUAAUUCAGUAUUUUCUUACCACGUGCAGCCAUGAAAAGAAAACCGUAAAUUUAUUAAAAAGAACAUAUGCAUCUUUCCAAUCUUCCCCUUUAAAAAAUAAUAGUGGCAAUAGAAUUUUAUAUGAACUUAAAGAAUCUUUAUAUAACAUUGAAAAUGGAAAGCUAUUGGAUGAUCUUGCAUCAAAAGACAAUGAAAUCUUCUGGGGAAAAAAUCAUAUAUUACCUGAAAAUUCUAGAAGUGGCAGUAUUAAUUCACAACAGGAAAACAAUUUUUUGGAAAUAGGGACACCAGAAACAAAAAAAAACAAUCAAAGUGAAAAUAAAAGUCCAAAUGGAAAUUACAAAGAUUAUUUUGACAAACAUCCGAUUAAUGAAUGCAAGGAAAAAGAUAAAAAUGAAAUUCAUGCUUGGAUUUGUGAUGAUGAAAAACAAAAUUGCGUACCAAGUCGAAGAAUCAAUUUAUGUACUAGUAGAUUGGAGAUUAUUCCAGACAAAAUAGAUAUAAAGGAUAAUGAAAUGAAAGAAUUAUUAAUGGAUUAUUUUAAACAAUUUAUAUAUAAAGAUGCAGCACGUGAAGGAGAAUUGUUAUUAAAUAAAUAUAAUGAAAAAAACAAUAAUGAAUAUUGUAAUGAUAUGAUUAAUAGUUUUGGAGAUUAUAAAAAUAUUGUUGAAGGGACAGGCUUAAAUAAUGUAGCAAAUUCAAAUUUGUUAGAAUUAAAAAUCCAAAACAUAUUUGGAGCCAAUGAUAAUGGUAAAAGGGAUAGAAGAAAUUGGUGGAAGCGUCAUGAACAUAUUAUAUGGAAGGCUAUGGUAUUAGGAACAAAUUUUAAUGAAAACUCAAAUUAUAAUAAUAUUUGUAUUAAUUAUAAAUUAGAAGAUUAUCAUUCACAAAUUGAAAGAUGGACUAGAGAAUGGAUUCAAGAAUUCGGUGUACAAUACUUUAAAGAGGCAAUUAAAAUAAAUAAUAAAUGUACUAAGAAAAGUAUUAUAUCCACAGAAAGUAUAUGCAUUAAUAAUGCUUGUAAAGAUGAGUGUAAUACAUACGAGACAUGGAUAAGUGUAAAUAAAUCUAAAUGGGAUGCAUUAUUACAAAGAUUUUCGGAAUUUAAUAAAAAUUAUUUUAGUGAAGAAACUUGUAGAGACAAAGCAUACAAUUCUUUAAUGAUAGAAUUUAAAGAAGCAUACGAAGUUAACUUUGAAAAUGUUAUUAAUCUUGAUGAUGAUCAUUAUACAGAAUUGUGUGUUUGUUCUUCUGCUAGACCCAGUAAUACUGCUAUUAAUAAAAGUUUGGAUCACAAACAAACUCUCGAAAGUCAAAAUCCAACAGAUGCAUCACAAAAUAAUUUAUUGCCACCCUCUAAUACUAACACAAAUCAUGAUUUGUUUAAAGAAGAUGAUGAUGAUAAUAAUGGAUUUGACUUAUUAUCAUACAGUAAUACUGACGCCCAAAAUUCAAGAAAUAGCACAGCUACUGAGCAGGUUAGUGUUAAUGACGAGAAAAAUAAAUUAAAUCAAAAUGCAGAGAGCAAUAAUAAAUACGAAUUACAAAUUAUGGGAAAUCAUUCAAAUAGUGAUAAUACCUAUCACAACAUAAUUAUACCACCACAGGAGAAUCAUAUACAAAAUAUACAUACUUCAAUUCCUCAGUCUGUAACUAGCAAUCCAACUCUAAAUACAAAUACAAAUGGAAAUAUAAAUGGGAAUACGGAUGGAGAUACAAAUUCAACUCUAACUCCAAAUCUAGAUUUAAAUCCAACUCAAACUUUAAACCCAAAUGCUACAAACAUAGAGGUUAAAGAACAUCACUUUAGCACUAAUGGAACAGAAAAUAAAAAUACUAAGAAAGAACAAAUGAGCACAUCCCAAAUAAAAUAUAAUAAAGAUCCUAAACAUGAUAAUAUUAUAAGUGGAGAUGUUAGCAGAAGUAAUAAUGAUAUCAAUAGUGAAAAUGCCAAUAAAUUGGAAAUAUAUGAAUAUGAAAAUAGAAACGUUAAAAAAACCAGGGAAAAUAUAAUAAUGCUAGCCAACGAAAAUGUAUGCAAUGGGAAUCCCGGUUUAAAAUACUGUGAAUCUAUAAAUAAUAAAUAUUUUCAUGGAGCAUGCCCCAAAAGUCAAACCCAAAAUCUUUGUUGCUCAAUUUCAAAUUAUUGCAUAAAAUUUUUUAAUAUAAAUUCGAAUAACUAUUAUUCUUGUAUGAACGAAGAGUUUAUGGACCCAUCUUAUACCUGCUUUCAAAAAGGGAGCUAUUCAAAUCAAUACUACUAUGCGGCAGGAGGUAUAAUAUUUGUAAUUAUAUUCAUUUUUGCGUCCAUUGGUUUUUCUGGGAAUAAAUCCGAAGAAGAGGCAUUCAAUAAUUAUGAGGAAUACUUACAUAAAUCCUAUAAUCAAUCAAUGUUGAGUAACGGUUUUAAACACGUGCAAGAAUAUAUACCUGUAGAUUUUUAUUAA